CUGAUGUAUCGUAAAUCUCAAGCUAUAGAAUAUAAAAAAUGAUUACUGAGAUUUUAGUAAUAUUAGCAAUAACGAUUAUCGUAAAAGUACUACGCACCAAACAUGAGAGAGUUUUAGGAAUAUACAGUCAACCAGGUCCAUUUUAUUGGAUAAAAUGGAUCUGUUUCUAUUUGUUAUACCGAUGGAGAACGAGUAGAAUAUCAAAACAAGACGCUCAAUAUGAUGAUGGAUCUGAUUUGAGAUACCUGGAAGAUGACAACGAAUUGACUAAAAAUGCUUCAUCGGAAAUUGAUGUUGGAGUUGGAAAACACCAGAAUCUGGGACAAAAUCGCAUGGAAAGAACACAACCGGUUGCGGAUUCUCCCUUUGCAAUCGACGCAGUUUAUUUCAAUGCAUAUGAAGACAAUGUAAACUCUGUGGUAGAUGGUGUUACCGUUGUUAUGGGAUUUACCAUGCGUUACCGGAACUACGCUGAAAUUUUGUUUCUCGUCAACAUUCCUGGAGUCGGAUUACUACAGCACCCAAGUCAUCCUGAUAGAAUUAUAUGUGAUGCUUCGUCUGAUGAUUAUGCCUAUCAUGGCCAAGGAAUUUCAAUCGAGAUGUUGGAACCAAUGCGAAGAUGGAAGAUAAAAUACAAUGGCUUUAUGAGAUUGCGGAAUUCUGAAGAACACGAUGCAGAUGAAAGUACAGAUCAAUCGGGAAGAUUAAUUCACGUCAAGUUUUCUUUAAUAUGGAGAUCCUAUUCACCAGUCAUCGAAUUUGACACCGACAUUAGCGCAUCGUGUAUGGCGAACGCAUUUGCAUCUGAAGAAUGGAGCCGAGAGUUCUUCAAUAAUAUUCAAAAAUAUCAUUCUCAUCAGACGCACUAUGAGCAAUGGGGACAAAUGAGAGGUCUCAUCCAAGUUGAGGAGGAGGAACCAAGAGAGGUUCUUCUGAGAGGUCUGCGCGAUCACUCGUUCAGUAAGAGAGACUGGAGGCAUUUUCACAGAUAUAUUAUAUUUAUGAUACAUUUGGAUGAUGGAACAAGCAUCAAUGCAACUUGCAUUUGCAUGGACGUUACAAUAUCGAGAUUAACAUUGGGAUAUAUCAUUCAUCCAAAUCUUCGCAAGGAAAGUGUCACAAACGUUGAUCUGGAAUUGUGGAAACAUGGCGAAGACGGCUCUAUUCCGGGCGAAAUUACUUUCAAAUUUAAAGCAGGAAAUCGUCAAUAUUCUGUCUUAUGUCAAAUAAGGAAAAAAACAAAAUAUUACUGCGGUUUCGAAUGGGAAGGCAGGGUUCAUGAAACGCUUGCAGACUAUCACGUCAAUGGAGUUAAAGGACAUGGUAUAGCUGAAUUCUACUACAGGCACAACGGGGAUAAACGUUCCAUGGCCGAUUGCCCUAAGUCAACUGCAAAACGUUAUGACGUUUCCGAUGAAGAUAAUCGGAAGUUGAACGAUCUAACUCUUUUGAAGUUUGAAGACAGUUUGUGCGCCAGGGAUUCAUUAGUUGGAGGAAAAGGAACCCAACUUGCAAUAUUGACACAAUGGUCUUGUGAGUCCGAAAAGUUUAUAGUGCCACGAGGAUUUUGCGUUACGACAUCUGCAUAUAAAAGACAUGUCCAGGCAAACAAAAGCAUACAAGCUCAACUGAAUGAGCUAGACAAAAUAUCAUCCCACUCGGACAAAAUGAUCAAAGAUUUUUGCGAGAGAAUUCUUGAAUUAUUUGAAAAAUCAGACAUGGAUCAAUCGUUAUCUGAAGCAAUUGAAAUUUACUACAGAGGUUUAGACGAAAAUAUGAAAGUACCGGUUGCAGUUCGUUCCUCGGCUGUUGGAGAAGAUUCUGCAGAUCUAUCUGCUGCUGGACAGUUAGAUACAUUUCUUGGAGUCAGUGGUCUUCAGGAGGUUUUAAAAGCUUUGAAAAAAUGCUGGGCAUGCCAAUACUCCUACAGCGCUCUCCAAUACCGGAGGCAACAUGGACAACUUGUUCUAUCAACAAUGGGCGUCGUAAUUCAGGUAAUGGCUGAAAAGCCACAAGUAUCCGGAGUGUUGUUCACUCAACAUCCAGUGACCGGGAAUCCUGCUCAUAUCUUGAUCAACUCAAAUUAUGGACUUGGCGAGACGGUUGUGUCUGGAAGUGCCGAACCCGACACUAUUGUCGUCUUUAACUCUCCGAAUAACAAUCCUGAAAUUAUAUCGAAAAAAGUUGGAAGCAAAGCUGAAAAGAUGGUUGUCAAAGAUUCCGGCGAUGUGGAAACAUUGGAGUUGUCGCCAGAAGAAUCAAAUAAACUGAGUUUGUCUGACAAACAAAUUUUUCAGCUUGUAGAUAUCGGAAAAAUUAUUCAAGCAAAUUUUGCUUCUCCGAGAGAUAUUGAAUGGGCUAUUUCAGCUGAAGGAAAAAUAAAUUUGUUGCAAGCCAGACCUAUCACCAAUGAUCCAACUGAAACAGAAUUCGAACUUCAACAUGAGUUUGACAGCGCAUUUUCAAGUAAAAAUUACAUGUUAACCACAGCAAACAUUGGCGAAAUGAUGACGGGAGCCGUUACUCCUCUCACUGGCUCUGUAUUUUUCCGGGGAAUCGAAUAUGCAACCCAGGAUUUCUUUGACAAGGGAAGUCCACGAAAUCUUUUCAACAGGAAUGAUGUUUACAUGUCCCAGUCGUUUGGACAUUUGUUUAUGAAUUACACGGAAAUGACGCGAUUACAUUCAAAGACCGUGUUUGGAUCUCAGAAGGAAUCUAUUGAUCUUGUUUUAUUCGGUUCUGUCUGUGAAAAACUAAGCACAGAAGAUUCAGGGAAAUAUCACGACAACUGUCACUCUCUUCCGGGGCGUGUUUGGAAUGCCAUCAGAUUUGGAAAGAGCAUGAAUGACGCAACAAAAGAAUUUGUCAAAUUAGUCGAAGAAGUGGAAAAUUUACGACUGGAGGGGGAAAACAGCAAGGAUCUAUACAAAGUCAUUUCAGAAAACCUGACACCAUACUACGUAGAAGGUUGGAUAAAGUAUCUAAUGUAUGCAGCAGCAUCUGGAGUCUCUAGCUCUGUUUUCAUGAGAGUACUUUCCGGAGGAAAACUGAAAUGGGAAAUCGAACAUUUCUCCGAUCUCGCAGUAAUCUUAUCUUCUUGUGAAAAUGUUGUGUCCGCGGAUGCUCCAUGUUUGCUCAGGAAAACUGCGAAACAUAUCUUUGAAAGUGGUGAAAAAGACACGUUUAUCGACAUGUCACCAAAGGAUGCUAUUGAUUGGUUAAUAAAAUCUAAAAGUGAAGCAGGAGAUUCGUUUCGAUUCUUUCUGAAAAAUUGUGGACAUCGAUGCAUACGAGAAGCGGAAUUUCGAGAAAAAUCUUGGGCUGAUGAUCCCGUAAAGCUUGGAAUUUCGUUACAGACGGCCGUGAAAAAUUAUGUUACUGAACCUGAUAAGCAUUACAUGUCAACGGAAGAAGUAAUUAAAAAGCUGAGAACGCCAGUUUCGUCAUUUGUGAGAUUUCUCUUGAAGUGGGCUAUACCAAGAGCUAGAAAGUCAGUUGGUGGUCGCGAAUGGGGGAAAUCCAAGGCUGUGGAUAUUUGCGACAGGUUUAAGAAAGCAUAUUGGACCCUUUCUAGUAUGAUGGAAAAGGAGGAAUAUUUACCCGACGGUGACUUGAUGUUUUUUUUAACACACGGAGAAAUUGGGAAACUGUUGAGAACAAGAUCAGCUCAGUUAGUUACCAGGGCUCUUAGGCGCCGAAGGGCACAUGGCCAUGCUCAAGAGCUCCUGUUUGAUGACUUUUCCGAAAGGAUUCCAAUUUCUCCUAUUUCGCAAGAUAACGAUAUAGUUGAAGAGGAGAGAAAUGGACUUAAGCUUACGGGGUUUCCUGUUAGUCACGGUGUGGUCAAGGGAACCGCAAGAGUGGCUUUAUCUUUGGAACAUGCGAAUCAAAUAAAGCAAGGUGAUAUUCUGAUUGUGAGGACAACAGAUGUUGGAUGGAGUCCGUAUUUUCCGUUGAUAUCAGGAUUAGUGACAGAAAUCGGAGGUUUGAUAUCACAUGGCGCUGUCGUCGCCAGAGAAUACGGACUGCCGUGUGUUGUCAGUGCAAAAAAAGCAACAAUUCUUUUCAAAACCGGAGAUUAUAUCAUGAUCGACGGCGGGAAAGGAAUCAUUCAGAAAUUGUCUUCGGAAUAAUAUUUUAUUUUUAACAACGUCUAUAUGAGAAAUUCAACCUCAAUCCGUGAUUUUUAAUGACCUUGUAUUUUGAUUACCGUUUUGAUGCAAUUUUGCCUUAUACUCCACUGUCUCUUAUUUGAUAAUUGUACUUUUAUCAGCAAUCGUGUGAUAUCAAUAAUUUUCUGUUAUAUAUAGAAUAAAUAAAUAUAAGUUUCAUAAC
Molecule: messenger RNA, 4335 nt
Organism: Styela clava
Lineage: Eukaryota; Metazoa; Chordata; Ascidiacea; Stolidobranchia; Styelidae
Product: rifampicin phosphotransferase-like
Biological process (GO): phosphorylation
Molecular function (GO): kinase activity; ATP binding
Source: RefSeq, a predicted model, not a curated record